UCUCGCACGUGAUGAUGACGACGACUCCUGGUAGCUGACUUCAGCGGAAACCUUGACCGGGAAGGUAGCGAGCCGUGACCGGCUGCAAAUAAAUAGCAGCAGAGGCUUCUGGGAACAGUAGUUCUACAGCUGCGGCCUGGGAAGUUGAACUGCGCCUGCGCAGACGGAGCGGGCGAUCGGGCUGGUCCCGGUGGAACGCUGAGGGAACCUGGAACCAGGUACAUAAAAGAACAGUAACUAAUGAAAAUAUAACCAGGCCUUGGAGAUCCAAAUAUUCUGAAAUAUGGCAGAUGACACCAAACCGUUAUUGACUCCUGUGGCUGAGGAUAAAUUGACACAUCUGGAACAUACAAAAGGCAAGCAGGAAUCAAAUUCAAGGAGACCUUUCUACGUGCCACCCAGAAACCUUCAUGGAAACAUAGCUCAACAGGAGCAGGUGACUCAAGAAGCUUCAGCAAUGAACAGCCGUAUUCAGUACUACAGUAAAUUGACCACAACACACAAGACCUUGGUACCACCUGAUCAUGUAAUUCCAGCUGAAGAAGAAAUUUAUGUUUACAGUCCUUUAGGAAGUGCUCUCCAACUUGAAAGUAGCACAGAUGGCUUUGGAAAGAAUCCCAGCAUUGUUACAAUAUUUUCUAUCUGGAAUACCAUGAUGGGAACAUCAAUAUUGAGUCUUCCGUGGGCACUAAAGGAGGCAGGAUUUACUUUGGGGAUUAUCUUGCUCAUUUUAAUGAACCUGCUGAUGCUGUAUUGUUGUUACCGGGUGCUGAAAUCUAGACAGACAGUAGCUCAUAUUGAUACAUCAAACUGGGAAUUUCCUGAGGUCUGCAAAUACUACUUUGGUUCAUUUGGCCAGUGGUCCAGUCUUCUUUUCUCUCUCAUUUCCCUGUUCGGAGCCAUGAUUGUUUACUGGGUGCUUAUGUCCAAUUUUCUCUUCAAUACAGGGAAAUUUAUUUACAACUAUGUUCAUAAUAUCACAGAAGUGGGUCAUGUUUUAAGUACAAAUGGAAGUAGUAAAGUUAUUUGUCCAAAUCCACCUGGACUUCACCAAAGGAAUAGCACUGACAUGUUUGUCAUUGUAAGCAAUGACACUGCAUUGCACGAGUUUCAGGAGUGGUGGAAUAAAACCAAUACUGUCCCCUUCUACCUGAUAGUAAUGUUGCUGCCUCUCCUCAGCUUUAAGUCUGCUUCAUUCUUUGCACGAUUCAAUAAUCUGGGCACAGUUUCAGUCUUUUAUUUAAUUGUACUUGUAACAUUGAAGGCUGGGAGACAAGGAUUUCAUUUGGAGUUCUACUGGUUUGAAUCUGUAAACAAUUUUGUUGCAGAGUUCAGGUUGUCUUUUCCACAUAUGACUGGAGUUCUUGCACUUGCUUUCUUCAUUCACAACUGUGUCAUCACCCUGUUGAAGAACAACCAACAUCAAGAAAAUAAUGUUCGGGAUCUCUCCAUUGCCUAUCUACUCGUGGGAUUAACAUAUAUGUAUGUUGCAGUGAUGACAUUUGCUGCGUUUCCCUCUCCAGCACUGUCCAAAGAGUGCAUUGAGCCGAACUUUUUAGACAAUCUGCCAAGCAGCGAUAUCAUGGCCUUCGUUUCCAGAGUCUUCCUGCUCUUCCAAAUGACCACAGUUUAUCCUUUACUGGGCUAUCUGAUUCGUGUACAACUACUGGGCCAGUUGUUUGGAAAAGUGUAUCCAAGUUUUUUACAUGUGUUCAUCCUAAACGUUGUGGUUGUGUGUAGUGGAGUCCUUGUCGCAAAAUUUUACCCCAAUAUAGGAGGAAUCAUAAGGUAUUCAGGAGCAACAUGUGGUCUUGCCUUUGUAUUUGUUUAUCCAUCUCUUAUUCAUAUGAUGUCACUCCACCGUAGAGGACAGCUGAGUUGGCCGUCUGCGAUCUUCCACAGUUCUCUUAUAGUUCUUGGUGUGGCUAAUCUCAUUGCACAGUUCAUGAUAUGAGUCUGCCAGAAAUAAAGACUGAAUUUUAAGAUAACUUAUUAACUGAAUUACAUACAGUUCUUAGAAUCGUAAAUUUCAAGUGUUAUUCUCAUAUGUGCUAAAACUUAUCAAGUGCAACAAUCAGUUGUUAUCAUCACUUGCAUCCAGAGGCUUGAAAUCUGUCCAGUUAUUGUAAGCCAGUCAAUUCCCUGUGACACUGAUUUGAAAUGGGAGUACAGGCAAAGAUGUCAUCCAACUAAUCAGAAGAUAAAGUUACAAGCAGUCUGCUCAAAGCCAGUUUUAAAUGGAUAUCUAAUGGGAUACCAUUUCUGUUUUUUGAAUGAUGCUUUUUUUUUUUGCAAGCUGUUACGUCUCGGAGACUACAUGUAUCAGGUAGAGGAAAAGAUUCUUUAAUAUUUCAGUAAAUCAGUGAACUUUUCUGAGUAGCUGCUUACUGUAUAGUAUAGAGAAUAAACUCUAUAAUUUCUAUUUGCCUGGAAGAUUUUGUGGAGAUUUGCUUCUGUCGGUUUCAGCGUCUUGUGGGCACCUAGACUCCUAUCCAAGCCACUUGGACAGACUGAUUUCAUUAUAAUUUUGGCAGUCUAGAUUAGUGUUAGUGCAGCCCUUCACUUGUGCUGAGUUUUGCAAUACUAGCUUUUUGUCCCCCACUUAUGUUUAACUGAACUUUCAGUCAUUUGAAUGAUCCAGUCCAUUUAAGUGCAGAACACUAUUCUGCAUCAUGAUAAAAUGAUAGCAUCUUGCUUAAAAAAAAAUCUCAAGUGCCCGGGGAGAAGUGUCUAAAAGAUUGGGUCACAAACUUUGGAGCAAGCUGUGCAAGCUAGUUGCGAGUCGUUCGCUGAUUAAUAAAUUUGCACUUCAGCUGAUUAUGCCAAUUACUGGAAAAUAUUAAGCUGUUGUAGUUUUGCAGCUGUAUUGGUAGAAACUGCCAUUGGCAGACUCAUUCAAACUAGACUGAAGGUACAGCAAUAGAAAAUACAAAAAUAGAAGAAUACAAAUAUUGUGUUACUGGUGCAGUAUGUGUUGGGGCUUUGGGUGAUUUUUAAAGAAAAUAAUAAACCUAUUGUAAUGCAGGACCAUAGAAGCAUAAGAAUGUGUUGUUUUCUCCUGUUUACUGCAUCUGCAUCACUAUUGGAUAGUGAUGUAUUAUUUCUGGCCUCUUCCCCAUGGGAAGUAGUUCCUUUCUAAUAUUUGUGCAUCAUGGGAGCAGGCCCUGGAGCAGCUCAGCUGCACAUACGGAACACAUUUAUAGGUCAAUUGGCCAAACUUCUAUUUUUCUUGAAUGGGAUGUGUUGCAACAUUCUCACUUCAUUAUAGUCAAUUUAAACCAAUGGACUAGUUCAAAUAUGGGUAAGUUUUUCUUGGAAAGAUUUAAUUUCUGUGGUAAGCUGGACCUUAUGCAAGCCAAUAUGAUGCCAAUUCAGGUUAAAACAUUUAUUUCUGUUACUGUUUUGAACAAGAUUUUAAAAUCAUUGUCAAUGUUUGAUUUGCUUUUCUUUCCUCUGGUGCAUUGCAUUUCUCUAUGGAUUGAAUGUACAUCUAUGACACCUGAUUAUGUCAAUAAGUUACUUGUUGGAAUUGCACAAGUUCAAUCAAUAAAAUAUAGCAUAUUUCAA
This is a messenger RNA of Chiloscyllium plagiosum (whitespotted bambooshark), 3567 nucleotides long. The record is from RefSeq and is a predicted model, not a curated record. Lineage: Eukaryota; Metazoa; Chordata; Chondrichthyes; Orectolobiformes; Hemiscylliidae.